GGAAAGCGUAGUGUCACCAAGAUACCGUGAAUCAUGCCUGAGCUUACAAACAGCAGCCUUGUUCUUGGCGGUCUGGCAGCGUGUGCUGUGGGUGUGUUGGGCAUCUCAUAUAUCUACUUACGGAGAGAAAAGCGCAAGUUCACUCAGGUUGGAGUGGUGUCUAAGCUCUUUAUCCAUCCUAUCAAGUCAUGCAGAGGAUUGGAGGUUUCCCAGGCUGAGUGUGUUGCUCUUGGGAUCAAAAGUAAUGGAGUUAUGGAUAGGUCGUUUGUCAUCAUUUGUCCUGAAGGAAGAUUUGUAACCCAAAGACAGCAACCAUCUAUAGCUUUGAUAGCUCCAUCUCUCUCAAAUGACAAGGAAAGUUUGUUGAUAAAUGCUCCGGGUAUGCCGACUCUCACAGUGCCUCUGAAAGAUCAGAAUGGACCCGUCCAUAAUAUCAGAAUAUUCAAGUUACCUGUAGAUGGUGAAGACUGUGGUCAUGAAGCCAGCGAGUGGCUCAGCCAAUACCUCGGGAAACCUGGCUAUAAAUUGAUCCGUCAUUCAAAGAGAUUCAAGGGAAAGAUAUUAACAGAUGAUCCUACGUGGGGAAGCAAAGCAAAGAGAGGAGAACAGGCUACUUAUCAAGACCUUGCCCAGGUGAACAUUUUGAGUGCUGCUUCUCUUGAGAGCUUGAAUUCAAAGUUAGACAAACCAGUUCAGCUCAGGAACUUCAGACCCAAUAUUGUGGUGGAAGGAACAACUGCAUUCUGUGAGGACAAGUGGAAAUAUGUGUGUAUUGGAACAGAUGCUCUCCUGAGAACCACUCAUCUAUGUGACAGGUGUCGUCAAACUACUGUUGAUCCGGAUACAGGAACUUUCUAUGAAACUGGAGAACCACUCAAGACACUCAAGACAUAUCGCAUGGCGCCCUCCGGCUUUCCUGAUCAGAAACGUCAUGGCUCGUCUCCUCUGUUUGGUACCCAGCUCGCUGUCGAAUCUCAAGGGACCAUCAAGCUGGGAGAUCCGGUCUUUGCCUCCAUGGAAUGAUUUCAGUAUACAUCUCUUUUAUUUUCAUAUUGACAAUCUAUACUUCCUGAAAUAUAAAUUUGAUCUUGAAGGACAAGUCCACCCAACAAAAAGUUGAUUUUAAUAAAAAGACAAAAAUCCAACUAGCAUAACACUGAAAAUUUCAUCAGAAUCGGAUGUAAAAUAAGAAAGUUAUGACAUUUUAAAGUUUCACUUAAUUUCACAAAACAGUUAUAUUCACAUCCUGGUCGGUAUGCAAAUGAGGGGACUGAUGACAUCACUCACUCACUAUUUCUUUUGUAUUUUAUUAUAUGAAAUAUGAAAUAUUCCAAAUUUCUCCCCCUUGUCAUGUGAAAUUGAGUUUUAUUCCUCCCUGAAUAUGUGGAAUUAACAUUGUUUAACAUGUGGUUCAGUCAAUUUUUACAUUAUUGUCAAUACUGUAAAAAUUAAAAUAUUGUAUAAUUCAAACAAUAGAAAACAAAAGAAAUAGUGAGUGAUUGACAUCAUUGACUCUCGCAUUUGCAUAUCACUGAGUUGUGCAUAUAAAUGUUUUGAGAAAAAUAAGCAAAACUUAAAAAGUCAUAACUUUCUUAUUUUACAACCGAUUUAGAUGAAAUUUUCAACGUUAUGCUCGUUAGAUUUUUCUCUAUUGAUUCAAAUCAACAUUUUUCUGGGGUGGACUUGACCUUUAAUAUGAGUAACUAUACGUAGACACCAUGCUUGUUGCACAGACUUUAAAAAUGGGCCCUAAACAAAUAAUUAUACUGCAAUCUUAGAGUAAUCUCAACAACAAGUAUUUUUUUUCAUCCCCUCCAACCUUUUAGAGUAAACAUGAAAAAAAUUGAAAUCCUCCUGAGGAAAAUGGUGUAACUUUUUGACGAAAGUUUUUUUAGCGUUGAAUUGGAAGAGGUGGUUUUUUUACGCACUACAUUGAUUAUCACUUUAGUGUAAUAAUGAAAUGAAGUGAAGAUAUAUGGGAUUAGAAUUGCAGUCAGCUUCCUGCCAGAGAAGAAAUCUGGGGGCCAUUUCAUAAAGCUGUUCGUAAAUUAAGAGCGACUUUAAGAACGACUGGUGAUUCGUUAUUACCCGCUUAACCAUCGUCAAUGAAUAUACCAUUUUCCACAAGAAAGGAUCACCAGUCUUUCUUAAAGUCUUAAUUACGCGCUCAACCAUCGUCAAUGAAUAUACCAUUUUCCACAAGAAAGGAUCACCAGUCUUUCUUAAAGUCGCUUUUAACUUACGAACAGCUGUUUGAAACACCCACCUGGAAAUUUGUCAUUUUUUCUGCAUGAACUGGUAGGUUAUGUUCCCCUCACAUGCACUCGAUUUGUUCAAUUCAUUAAGUGCCAUUUUUCAGGAUUUUAUCUAUUAUAACACCCUUUGCACUGCAUGCACAUGCAUCAUCCAUUUUGGGGAAAGUAAAAUUUCUUCAUAUUUUUCUGUACAAGUAUGACGUCCAUUGUACUGGUUUUCCAUCUCCCCUCCCCCAUUCUUAAUACAUAUCAUGACUUUUCUUGAAAUAUAGGGAUAAAAUUCAUAUAGCACUAUAUGAAUUAUUACGUACACAAUGUAUGCCCACGUCUGAAUGAAAUGAUUUUAUCAGGGUAUAUAGGACUGAUGGCUUCCAUAUGUUUUAAUUAUGCUGCAAGAUUGCUUCUUUGUUAUAAAAGUUCUAGUGGUUUUCAGCAUACUUAUGGGCAAUUCCAUAAAAAAUGUACGUCCAACCCCCUAUAUGUGCAACUUUCAUGAAAUUUUUCUGUCUCUGAUUUCUUGUUCUUUGAACAGUCUGUAAUGAUCUCAAAGGACCAUGACUUGGUCAGUUUAUGAAGUGAAUUAUAACUUGAAAAAAAUGGUGGUUGGACGUACAAAAAGAUUGAUCAUUUUAUGGAAUUGCCCUUAUAGUUAAAUGCAUUUAGCUUGCUGGCAUGCAAAUGUUAACUAGAAAAUCUUUCUAUCUGCCAUUCUUUAUCAACAUUGUGAAUUUAUUUGUAACCUACUAUGAGAUACGUAGAACUUGUAUAAUGCGCCACAUCAUUAUGUCUUUAUGCUGACCUUUGUGGCCCAGGGGAAAGUCUCAGGAAUUUGAAAGAGGUCCGUUGGUUUGAAUCCCAGCCAUUGAUCCUUAUUGAGCAGCACUCGACUCGGGUGAGGUGAAUGGGUACCUGCAGAAAUUUAUUCCUUGAAAUGGCUGCGUGACUAUUAAAAGCUUUGAUAAAAAACUCCUAUACAAGAACUGCUUAUUAUUUUUUCUGGAUAUUUGAAUGAAAUGUUAUGGGGAAAAUUAACACAAAGGGCAUCAGUUGAUAAUGAGUAAAAUUGAACUUCAGGUUGACCAUUAAGUUGUAUGGUAUCGGAAACAUCACUGCAUUUGUUAUAUCAUUACAAAAAAAGAAGCUAUUGGUAGGUAUCAAUAUAUUUUUUCUGUGUGGGCAUUGGUACAAUUGCAUGAAUCCAACUUUAUCAAAGCUGCCCCAACCUUCCUCCGUUCUUAAAGGGAUUCGAUUUGAAAAUUUUAGUUGAAAUCUUGAAGAGCUUAUCUCAGGAACAAUAUCUUUUUGUCAGUAGUUAGGGUCUUACUGGCCCUACUCAAGGAUAGUUUGAUAAUUUUGAACAGUGAAUAAGUUUUCAUAGUGCCGUAUUAUAUGUAAACUGCAAGAUUGCAACCAUUUCUUGUAUAAUAAUUAGUUGCCUGUAGGAGUUAGUGUUAAUAACAUGUGAAGAAAAUACCUCUAUUUCAUAGCAAAACAAUAUUAAUAAUACAAAUAAUAAUAAUAGCUGGAUUUAUAAAAGCGCUUUUUGCCUGAGGAUACAAAGCGCUGCUAUUAUUACCCCGGCAUUAGUGCAUUCAAGGAAAUAAUCCUGCCGGGUACCCAUUCACCUCACCUGGGUCGAGUGCAGCACAUUGUGGAUAAGUUUCUUGCUGAAGGAAAACACGCCAUGGCUAGGAUUCGAACCCACGACCCUCUGUUGGAAAGGCGAGAGUCAGAACCACUAGACCACGGCGCGCCCAAAUAGUAUGUAUUUGUAUAGCGCAACAAGUAUUUCUAUAUAUUCUAUUAUUCUACUGAAAUGAUUUACAUGUUGAAUAGAUUUUGCUUCUAAAUGCUUGAUGGAUUUAUAGUUGUGUCCCUUUUAUAUUAUCAACAUGCAGCUUUUAAAGGGCAAGUUUACUCUCAUAAAAAGUGUUUUGAAUAAAAGCAAAUUAUAUAUAUAUUGGUGAAGAUUUUAUGAAAGUUUGUCAAGAAAUAAUGAAUAUUGUAAGUUUUGAUUUUGUCCAUAUGAUGUGAUAUAAAUUUUCUUAAAUUUUCUCGCAACUUUGGAAGUGAUUUUAAUGUUUGCGGUGGAUAAAUCUGUUAGACUUGAUAACACCUUCGAUCAGAUUUUUUUUUAUUCAGCAUAUUCCAUUAGAAAAUUAGAAUGCAUGGAAUUUAUAUUAAAUGAUCGGGGGUAGCUGCUCGCAUAAUAUGUUGUAACAAAAUAUUAUAUCACGGAUAAUUAAUCAAACUUUAACUAAUAUCUUUCUUUAACUCUCCUGCUUUUAUAAAAUGAACUUAUUGUCAGAGUAAACUUCCCCUUUAAGCUAAUGAAAAUAAAUCACAAAUUAUUUUUAGAUCUUAAUGGUUGAA
Molecule: messenger RNA, 4628 nt
Organism: Lytechinus pictus (painted urchin)
Lineage: Eukaryota; Metazoa; Echinodermata; Echinoidea; Temnopleuroida; Toxopneustidae
Product: mitochondrial amidoxime reducing component 2-like
Exons: 7
Coding region: 34-1023 (329 amino acids)
Molecular function (GO): catalytic activity; pyridoxal phosphate binding; molybdenum ion binding
Source: RefSeq, a predicted model, not a curated record